AUGGGCGUUCACAUUGGAGGCGUCUUCGCAACGACCGAGAGCGUCAUCGAUUACAGCAAGAAUGAUAGGGAGCUCUCGUAUGAGAUGGCCGAGCAAAAGCAUCUACCUCAAGCGUUCGUCCGCUUUGGUUUGCUGACACCACCAGCGUGCUCGACUUUAACAAGAGUGUUCAGUUCGGUGGCGGAGCGAUCGAAGGUGUCUCAAGGGUUGGGAGAAGACAGAAGGACGAUUGUUGGAAACGCCGUGGGAGAUUUGAUGGUCAUUUCGUUGUUGCCAUCAUUGGAUGGUCGGAAGACUGAUCCGAAAGCGGAGAUCUUGAUCACCCCAGCGGAUUUGGCUGCCAGGGUUGUUGUCAGUGUUGCAGUCGAGUGCGUAGGCGGCUCGGUUGAGGUUAGUGGUGAGGGUCCGCAAGUAUAUGCAUUAGCCUUGGCAUCUCCACUGCUUCAAUGGGGGAAGUUACGCAGAUUGAUAAUCGAUCACUCGGGCGGGCGCGUAUCCGCGGCCUAUGGUCGUCAGAGCGGCGCUAUUCUCCGCAGGGCUCAGUCGUCGAACGAGGUAUGCAGUUCCUCGUUAGAGUUGAUAGCACCGGAGAUCUGUCAAGAUGCACGCGGCAUUCAUGUUCACAACUACCUCCUCCAUUGUCUUGGUUUGAUCGAAAAUGGCGGAGCGGAGUUUUUGGAUGAUGUUCACUCAUCAUCGUUGGGGAGGAGUCUUACGAUGCAGCAAGCACUACGCUACACUGAUGUGUUGUCGGAUGCAAAGUGGCAGCAUGGAGGAGUGCUCAACUUUGCACUUCGAAAGGAAGCGGUAUCGUAUCAUAUGCCUGAUAUGAAUCGAGUGAGGGCAUUGGUGAUGAACUCGAAAGCUGUUCAGGACGCUACUCACAGCAAAAAGUUGAAGGCUGAGGCGGCGGCGAUGCUGGAUCGUAUUAUGGGCAACCAGAGGAGUGACAUUUUACGAGCAUUUGUCAUCGUAUUGCAUCGCGUAUUUGUUUCGAUAUACGACAAAGUACUUGUCAACCACGAUGGUUUGGAGAAGCUGAAAGAACUGAAUAAACGUGGUGCCAAGGUGCUCCUACUACCGACACAUAGGAGCUAUAUCGAUUUCCUUGUUCUCAGCUACAUUUGCUUUUAUGCCGACAUUCGGCUGCCUUUUAUUGCUACCGGAGAUAACUUCUUUUCCAUCGUGGGAAUAUGGAAGAUACUACAGCAUUCAGGUGCAUUCUUUAUGAAAAGAUCUUUCAACAGCGAGACUCAUCCUCUUUACUCGAUUGUUUUCAAGACCUACAUACAGGUCAUCCUGGAGGAGCAAGGGUGCGUAGAGAUGUUCAUCGAAGGAGCUCGCUCUAGAAGUGGGACGAUGAUCCGCCCUCCCAAAGUUGGCCUUCUGAGAUUUGCUACCGAAUCUGCUGUUCAUAAUGCGAUGAACGCCACCUCGAUGACUGACUUUAUAGAUGAAGAGGAUGUUUAUCUCGUGCCGAUUUCUAUCGGUUACUCUAGAGUGAUGGAGGUAGACUCCCUCGCCACCGAGCUGGAAGGGCGAGCCAAGGUCGCUGAAAGCCUCGCCCGAACCGUUUCGGCACUACGUUAUUUAUCUAUGAACUUUGGAACGUUGACGGUGCACAUCGAUCCUCAACCGAUUCGAGUUAGCGAUGUUGUAAAACGUUGGAAGGACGAUCAGAAAAGUAAACACUCUCCUCCUUCCGGGAAGAAGUGUCAUCAAUAUUAUACCACUCCAUUUCAACAACUCGCUGAAGAAGUGGCUGAUCGUUUGGAUGCCAACAUGCCUAUUCACACCACUCACCUGGUGGCUGCAAUUUUGCUGUGGAAACGACACGACUCGUCGCCUGCUGUAAGUCACCCUGUGAUGGUGGACAAAGUGAGAUGGCUCUGUGGUAUAUUGAGGAAAAAUGGUGUAACGGUUAUACUCGACGACAACAAUACCUCCUCAGCUGUCUCUCGCGUGGCUUCCCUUUACGUCGAUCAUGUCGUCAUAUCUGCGCCCGAGGAGGAGACCGGUGAAGUGAAAUACUCGGUAUGUCCUACCAACCCGCUGUUCGCCACACUUCUACUCAGCUACUAUCGCAAUCAGCUAAUCUACCGUCUCGGUCACGAGGCCUGUCUAGUCUUAGCUGGUGGUGAUCCCAACAAGCUGACCUUCCUUCGCGAGGAACUACUACUAGAAUGCAUUCCCCUGGUCAACCCACACGAAACCGCUAUAGAGUCUGCUGAGCUUAAAGACUUCGCGGUGUCCCUCAUUGGACCAGUCGUGGAGUGCUGGUGGAUCGUAGCUCUUGCUGCAUGCAGCCACGGAAGGCCUUGGUCCGCUACUCUCAAUGAACUGGUCUCGUCAGCAUCGACUCUGGCGAAGGAUAUGUUCGCGGAGGGCAAGUGUGUGUAUUUGGAGGCGUGCUCUUUUGACUUCGCAAAGAAGGCAGUUCGAGGAAUGGAGAAGCGAGGAUGCCUAGUGGUGAAUGGUAAGAGUCUCCACGUUGUAUUCGAGAAGAUGCAUGAGCUCUUGGCUCUGCUGCAGUCCAUAAAAGAGUGCCCAGCUCUUCCCCAAACCAGAACACUGUCGAACUCCUCAGAGGCAUCAUGUGGUGUUGAAGAGAAGCCACCACAGAGGAGGUUCUUCACUCAACUCCGCGGGAUGACCCUUGCUAGACCCCUAAGCCGCUCUGCUGACACUUCCAAGAUGUGAUGGCCAUCGGCUGGAUGUCGAGCUGGUCAUGCUCUUUGAGAGAGCUGUUAUCAUAUAUUCGUUUGUCUUUUUGUCAUGGUUAGUU
This is a messenger RNA of Perkinsus marinus ATCC 50983, 2785 nucleotides long. Its product is annotated as glycerol-3-phosphate acyltransferase, putative. Gene Ontology annotation, cellular component: mitochondrial membrane. The transcript is spliced from 19 exons. The record is from RefSeq and is a predicted model, not a curated record. Lineage: Eukaryota; Perkinsozoa; Perkinsida; Perkinsidae. The coding region runs from base 1 to 2700 and encodes 899 amino acids.